This is a messenger RNA of Myotis lucifugus (little brown bat), 4032 nucleotides long. RefSeq lists its product as uncharacterized. Gene Ontology annotation, biological process: proteolysis; virion assembly; DNA integration. Gene Ontology annotation, molecular function: RNA-DNA hybrid ribonuclease activity; nucleic acid binding; aspartic-type endopeptidase activity. The record is from RefSeq and is a predicted model, not a curated record. NCBI's taxonomy places the organism in Eukaryota, Metazoa, Chordata, Mammalia, Chiroptera, Vespertilionidae.
AUGGGUCCUAAGAAGCCCACAUGGGACGACUGUCAGCAGCUUUUACAGGUUCUGUUCACGACGGAAGAGAGAGAAAGGAUCCUCAAUGAGGCCCGGAAAGUGGUUCCAGGCAUGGACGAAAACCCAACUGCCAACCAGGCCCAGGUAGAUGUCUCUUUUCCCUUAACUAGGCCUGAAUGGGAUUUCAACACGGCAGAAGAACAUAUCAUGGAGGCUUACCGCACCUACACCCCCAUGAAUCCAGAAGCUCCUGAAAACAAGGCAGCUGUGAUCAUAAGCUUUGUAAACCAAUCGGCCGCGGAUAUUAAAAAGAAACUACAAAAAGUAGAUAGGUUGGGAGAGAAGAGUUUACAGGAUUUACUGGCAGUGGCAGAGAAGGUGUACAAUAACCGAGAGUCUCCAGAAGACAGGCAAGCUCGCGUCGUGGCUGCCACUAGCAGUAGGCAAGCUCAGGACCUGGCUAGGGUCCUGCUGGCUACGACCCUGGACUCCCCCAAGGAGCGAGACCGUCGCCUCCGACAGCUUGCAAGCAAUAAAGGAAGAGGAAAACGGGCGAACAAAAAGUCCUGGGUGCAAGGGGUAACUGGUAUGAGCCAGUAUUCAUGGACUAUGCGAAGAACAGUAGAUUUAGGAACGGGCCGGGUAUCCCACUCUUUCAUGGUGAUACCGGAAUGCCCCUACCCACUAUUGGGACGGGACCUACUGACCAAAAUUGGAGCUUAAAUAACUUUCAGACAAGGGGGGCCUCAGGUCACCGAUGGGGAGGGCCGCCCCAUUCAGGUCCUGACCAUGAGGCUAGAGGAUGAGUAUCGCCUCUACCAGAAGGCUUCCCCAGUAGAGGGCAGUAUGGACAAAUGGCUACAAGAAUUCCCAACAGCUUGGGCAGACGGGGGGGUGGGGCUGGCUGCCCACAGGGCCCCAGUCCUGGUAGAACUAAAACCAGGAGAAGGUCCAGUAAGAAUCAAGCAGUACCCCAUGCCUCAGGAGGCACGGAAGGGAAUUCAGCCUCAUAUCAGGAGACUGAAGAGCUUGGGGGUGUUAGUCCCCUGCCAGUCUGCAUGGAACACUCCCCUACUGCCGGUUAAAAAGCCACAGACAAACAACUACAGGCCAGUACAGGACCUCCGAGAAGUAGAUAAAAGAGUUAUGGACAUACACCCAACAGUCCCAAACCCGUACACUCUCUUGAGCUCCUUGGUGCCCUCUAAAGUCUGGUACACAGUAUUAGAUCUGAAAGAUGCCUUCUUCAGUCUACCGCUAGCACCUCAAAGUCAGCCCCUGUUCGCCUUUGAGUGGCAUGACCCAGAGGAGGGCUUCAGUGGACAGCUGACCUGGACACGCCUACCCCAGGGGUUCAAAAACUCGCCCACCAUCUUCGACGAGGCGCUGCACGAGGACCUGGGUGAGUACAGAAGGGAACACCCCAACCUCACCCUCCUCCAGUACAUAGAUGACAUCCUGAUUGCUGCCGACACAGCCAAGGACUGUGAGCGGGGGACCCAAGAUCUAUUGGCCACCCUGGGGGCCUUAGGGUACCGGGCAUCCGCGAGGAAAGCUCAGUUAUGCCGAGAAAGGGUGAGUUACCUGGGAUACAACCUAGAGGGCGGGCAGCGGCGGUUAUCGGAUGCCAGAAAAGAGACUGUUUUGAAAAUCCCUACUCCCACCUCUCGAAGAGAAGUGAGGGAAUUCCUAGGAUCGGCAGGCUACUGCCGCCUCUGGAUACCGGGUUUUGCCGAAAUCGCCAGGCCCCUAUAUGAAGCUACCAAAGAGGGAAGGGCGUUUGACUGGACUGAGACAGAUGAAGCUGCCUUUAGGCAGUUGAAGAAAGCCCUUCUAGGUGCUCCAGCCCUGGGCCUGCCAGAUAUUACGAAGCCCUUUCAUCUCUUCGUAGAUGAACACAAAGGGAUAGCGAAAGGGGUCUUGACUCAAGCUUUAGGCCCCUGGAACCGCCCAGUGGCUUACUUGUCCAAGAAGUUAGACCCUGUAGCUGCCGGCUGGCCACCGUGCUUGAGAAUUAUCGCGGCAACCGAGCUCUUAGUCAAAGACGCUGACAAACUGACCCUGGGGCAGGAAAUCAGGAUUACAACCCCACAUGCCAUUGAGGGAGUCCUGAAGCAGCCUCCCGAUAGAUGGAUGAGUAAUGCACGUAUAACCCAUUACCAGAGCCUCCUACUUAACCCUCCAAGAGUGCGGUUCCACCCCAGUGCAGCCCUCAAUCCUGCUACUUUGCUGCCCGACCCUGACUUAGAUGCCCCACUACACGACUGUGCGGGAAUCCUAGAGCAAGUACAUGGACUCUGGAAGGACUUGACUGACCAGCCCCUCCCUGAUGCAGAGGCCACCUGGCUCACAGAUGGAAGCAGCUUCGUGUGGAACGGGUGCAGGUACGGGGGUGCAGCGGUGGUCACUGAAAUGGACACUGUGUGGGCGGAGGCCCUGCCCCCCGGGACGUCAGCCCAGCGAGCAGAACUCAUCGCCCUUAUUAAGGCACUGACGCUGGGGGCUGGGAAGCGGCUUAACGUUUACACAGACAGUCGUUAUGCAUUUGCUACAGCUCAUGUCCACGGGGCAAUCUAUCAGGAGAGAGGGCUGCUGACAGCAGAGGGACGGACAAUAAAAAAUAAGCAGGAGAUUCUCUAUCUGCUUGCAGACUUAUGGCUUCCUGCCAAGUUAGCUAUAAUCCACUGCCAGGGGCACCAGAAAGCCGAUGACCCGGUGGCAAAAGGUAACCAAAAGGCUGACCAGGCUGCGAAGGUAGGUACCCAGUCUUACCAGACCAGCCCAAGUACUCCCAGGAAGAAUUGCAACGUAUCAGAAAGCUCCCCAGAGCCCAGGAAAUAAAGGGAUGGUGGCAUAGAAGGGGAACUUAUAUUGCCAGACCGGCUCGGGGACACGGUAUUAGAACAUAUGCACUGGUCCACUCACCUGGGAACCCGGAAUAUGAAGGACUUAAUCCGACAUGCCGGGAUCAAGAUUCACCAGGAGAAUACCAAGAUAAAUCAGGUUGUGUCUGCCUGCAAGACCUGUCAACUCAUGAACACGAGAGUCGGAUCAAAUGAAAAAGGGACCAGGCUCAGAGGCACCAAACCGGGAGCACAAUGGGAGGUCGACUUCACUGAAAUUAAACCAGGGAAGUAUGGUUAUAAAUACCUUUUAGUUUUUAUAGAUACCUUCUCUGGCUGGGUAGAGGCAUACCCAACCAAGCAUGAAACAGCUCAGACGGUGGCCAAGAAGCUGCUGGAAGACAUCUUACCCAGGUAUGGUUUUCCUGCUAUGAUAGGGUCCGACAACGGGCCAGCCUUUAUUUCACAGGUAACACAGGUAGUAACCAGGGCUAUUGGGGCAAAUUGGAAAUUACAUUGUGCUUAUAGGCCCCAGAGUUCAGGUCAGGUAGAAAGGAUGAACAGAACUUUAAAAGAGACCCUUACCAAAUUAACCAUGGAGACUGGCGGGGACUGGGUGGCUCUCUUACCGUAUGCUCUUUACCAGGUAAGGAACUCCCCAUACACCCUGGGCUUUACUCCCUAUGAAAUCAUGUUUGGCAGGCCACCCCCUAUCAUUCCUAACCUUAAAGCUGACCCUCUCGCUGAAUUUGAAAAUCAAGAACUAUCUCUUUCCUUGAGAGGGCUUCAGAAGGCGCAUGAGGACAUUUGGCCGCGCCUCCGCGCCAUCUACGAAACCAGCCCAACCCCAACUCCUCAUCAACACAGACCAGGAGAUUGGGUCUACGUCAGAAGGCAUCACUGAGAAACCCUUGAGCCACGUUGGAAGGGUCCCUACACUGUGGUGCUGACAACCCCCACUGCUCUCAAGGUAGACGGCGUCGAGACCUGGGUCCAUCACACUCACGUCCGGUCAGCGGAUCCAUCCAUGACCCGGAAAGACUUCAUCACCAAAUGGAGUUCACCACUGGCCAUGGACACAGUUCAUGUGGCGCCCAACGUGGGGCUUGAGUACGGGAACUACAAUUAUCAGGUGAAAGGACACUCCUGUGAAGCGUGCGCAGAAAGCGAAAGUAAGAUAAGGAGCUAA